AUGCUGUGGACCGCCGCGCUCUGCCUCCUCUGGGCCUCCACCGCCCUCGCCGCGCCCGCCGGCGGCGCCCGCCACAAGGUGCUGCUCAUCUCCUUCGACGGCUUCCGGUGGGACUACGACCGAGACGUGGACACGCCGAACCUGGACCAGAUGGCCCGGGACGGGGUGAAGGCUCUGUACGUCACCCCUCCGUACCUCACCCUCACCAGCCCCACCCACUUCACCCUCCUCACAGGCCGCUACAUCGAGAACCACGGCGUGAUCCACAACAUGUGGUUCAACACCAGCAGCCAGGAGAAGAAGCCGUACUACCAGACCCUGUUCGUCAACGACUGGUGGGACAAUGGCUCGCUGCCCAUCUGGAUCACGGCGCAGCGGCAGGGCCUGAAAGCCGGAUCUCUUCACUUCCCUGGCACCGCCUCCAGCUACCAGGGUCAGGUCGCCAUGGUGCGGGAAGUGGAGCCGCUGCUUUACAACUACAACAACGAGACGGCGUGGAGAGAGAACGCCGACAAGGUGAUGGGCUGGUUCAGAGACCGGGACCUGGACUUCGUGUCCCUGUACUUCGGCGAACCGGACGGAACCGGGCACCGCUACGGCCCGGACUCCCCCGAGCGCAGGAAGAUGAUCGAGCAGGUGGACCGAACGGUGGGCUACAUCCGGCGCUCGGCCGCCGACCACCGGCUGGACGACCGCCUCAACAUCAUCAUCACGUCCGACCACGGCAUGACCACGGUGUACCGCAACGGCCUGGUGCGGGAGAUCACCCUGAGGGACAUCCCCGGCUUCUCCUUCCGGGACCUGGCCUUCCACCUGGUGGACUACGGGCCCUGCGGCAUGCUGCUGCCCAAGCCGGGCCGGCUGGAGAAGGUCUACGGCGCCCUGAAGGGGGCGCACCCGCACCUCCACGUCUUCAAGAAGGAGGAGCUGCCGGAGCGCUUCCGCUUCUCCCGCCACGACCGCAUCCUGCCGCUCAUCCUGCUGUCCGACGCCGGAUACGUCAUCAACGGGUACUUCCCGGUCCAGUUCAACAAGGGGGAGCACGGCUUCGACAACCAGGACCUGGACAUGAAGGCGCUGUUCCGGGCCGUGGGCCCGGCGUUCCGCAGGAACCUGGAGGUGGGCCCGUUCGAGACAGUCCACAUCUACCCGCUGAUGUGCCACAUCCUGGGCAUCCGGCCGGAGCUCAACGACGGCCGCCUGAGCGCCACCCAGCACCUGCUGGUGGCCGGCGGCAGCGGCGUGAAUUAUCUCCCCCACCUGUUCACCGGCCUGGCCGCCGCGGCCGGACUCCUGGCUGCGGCGUUCCUGGCUGUGCUGACCGGACACGUCCUGAAGAGACGCCGGACGGCGAGAAGAUCCGGGAGCAAGAGGCGUCCUGCAGAGAAGACCCUCCAGACCACGUUCUGA
Salarias fasciatus (jewelled blenny) is the source of this 1410-nucleotide messenger RNA. Its product is annotated as ectonucleotide pyrophosphatase/phosphodiesterase family member 7-like. The coding region runs from base 1 to 1410 and encodes 469 amino acids. The record is from RefSeq and is a predicted model, not a curated record. The transcript is spliced from 6 exons. Lineage: Eukaryota; Metazoa; Chordata; Actinopteri; Blenniiformes; Blenniidae.